AUGGAUUUUUGUUUUGCUCCCAGGAAUUGUUGUUUAUAUCUCACCAUCAUCUUCCUUUCACUGUUCUCGCCGCUCUCCGAGUGCAACCAGUUUUGUGAUGCUGGGAUUGCAUAUGGCGAGUCGGCAUGUGGUGCUGUUCCAGCUUACCCUUCAAAGAUUUUGAUAAAGGGAGGUACUGUUGUGAAUGCCCAUCAUCAAGAAAUCGCCGAUGUGUACAUAGAAGAUGGAAUAAUCGUCGCAGUACAGAACAAUAUUGUGGUUGGAGAUGAUGUUAAAAUUAUUGACGCCACUGGGAAGUAUGUCAUGCCAGGUAUAUUUCCGUAUUCAGUUCUGAAUAUGAAACUACUUUUCAUGGGCACCGAAACUAUUGACGAUUUUUUCAGCGGGCAGGCUGCUGCAUUGGCUGGUGGGACCACAAUGCAUAUCGAUUUUGUUAUUCCAGUGAAUGGGAGUUUGUCAGCAGGCCUGGAGUCUUAUGUGAAAAAGGCAGAAAGAUCGAUCACCGAUUAUGGUUUCCACAUGGCAAUAACUAAAUGGGACGAAACCGUUUCAAGAGAAAUGGAAGUUAUGGUCAAGGACAAAGGGAUUAAUUCCUUCAAAUUUUUCUUGGCCUAUAAGGGUUCGCUAAUGAUCAAUGACGACCUUCUGAUCGAGGGGUUCAAGAAAUGCAAAUCUCUUGGUGCUUUGGCCAUGGUUCACGCAGAGAAUGGAGAUGCAGUAUUUGAAGGGCAAAAGAGAAUGAUUGAACUUGGCAUUGUGGGUCCUGAGGGUCAUGCUCUUUCAAGGCCACCAGUGCUAGAGGGUGAGGCCACUGGUCGAGCUAUACGUUUGGCAGGUUUCGUGAACACUCCUCUGUAUGUUGUCCAUGUCAUGAGCAUUGAUGCGAUGGAAGAAAUAGCUAAAGCUCGAAAAUCAGGUCAGAAGGUUAUUGGAGAGCCUGUGGUUUCAGGUUUAAUUUUGGAUGAUACAGUCCUCUGGGAUCCCGACUUUCAGAUAGCAGCAAAGUUUGUCAUGAGUCCACCUAUUAGGGCACCUGGACAUGGUAAGGCUCUUCAAGCGGCUCUCUCAACCGGGAUUCUACAGCUAGUAGGAACGGACCACUGCACUUUCAAUUCAACACAAAAGGAAAUGGGAAUUGAUGAUUUUCGGAAAAUUCCAAAUGGUGUAAAUGGUCUCGAGGAGAGAAUGCACUUGGUUUGGGACACGAUGGUGGUGUCUGGACAAAUAUCUGUUGCUGAUUAUGUUAGGGUGACUAGCACCGAGUG
Molecule: messenger RNA, 1265 nt
Organism: Striga hermonthica
Lineage: Eukaryota; Viridiplantae; Streptophyta; Magnoliopsida; Lamiales; Orobanchaceae
Source: the annotation of a GenBank genome assembly